Dovyalis caffra is the source of this 1809-nucleotide messenger RNA. Lineage: Eukaryota; Viridiplantae; Streptophyta; Magnoliopsida; Malpighiales; Salicaceae. The record is from the annotation of a GenBank genome assembly.
AUGCUCCAUAGGAGGCUAAUUGAAGUUUGUGUUGCAGACUCUGCUGAACAUGGUAAUGAUGGCAGUCAUCUGAGGGCAAUUCUGGGAGCUUGUCUGAAUGUGAUUGCUGAUUUGAUCAAGGAUUGUGUCAAGGGCAUUCAUCUUCUGGAGAACAAAAGAUCCAACUUACGCAAGUUACUGCAAUUGAAGCUUUCUUUCUCUAUUGAGCAAAUGAUGUUAUUUGCCAAGGUAGUGUAUGAAAGUCAACUUCAUGGACAAACUGAAGGCAGCCGUACCAUUUUUCUUGCUGUGCUCAAGUAUUGCACCAAGUAUUACCAAACUGUGUUGAAUGAUUCAAAUCUACAGGUUCAAGCAAUUGGAUUGCAAGUGCUCAAAACCAUGGCUCAGAGAAGCACCAACAUAGAAGACAGUUCUUUCUUCACAUUUUUUAGUGGAGAGCUUAUUACAAACAUUUUCACCAUGAUCCACACCUCGUUAAAGAAACCAGUAAGUAAAGAAUCUGUGGCUAUUGGUGGUGAGUGCUUGAGAUUUCUAGUGCUUCUACAAACACUUUCAAAAUCUAAUGAAUGUCAGAGAUGUUUCAUGAAUCUGCUUCUCAAAGCCAUUGUCAUGGUAUUCUCGGCAUCAGAAGAUGAUUCCUCUCAGGAAGUGAGUGAUAUAAGAACCAAUGCUAUAAGGCUCGUUUCUUCUCUUGCUCAAAUUCCUUCAUCAGCAGGCCACUUUAAGGAUGUGUUGCUAUCAAUGCCUGCGUCGCAUAAACAGCAACUUCAGGGGGUAAUUCGUGCUUCUAUGGAACAAGAUCAAAAUGCAUCACCUAUGAAACCUAUGACAUCAUUAGAAAUAAAAUUACAAGUGCCAAAAGAUUCCCAAACAUCCACAUCAACACUGCCAACAGAAGGAAGUCGACACAAAACUUCUACUCCAUCAUCUCCUGUUCACUCUGACCAUGACAGCAUGGAACAUGACCAAGAGGACGAAGAUGACUGGGAUACUUUCCAGUCUUUCCCUGCCUCAACAGAUGCAGCUGGUACUGUUUCAAAAGCAGAAAGUACUGCAGAAGAACCAGACCUGGUUGAGAAAUCUACUUUGGAAAGUGAGUUUGAAGAGUUUCCUACAUCCAAACCCAUCAACAAUGAAAUUGAUACAAACAAUGCCGAGCAUCAAGAGGAAGUGAUUUCUGAUUACCUAGGACAUAAUAUCAGAACCAAUCUUCAACUCAUAGACGAUGUGGCAAGCCAUGAGGGUGAAGAGGGAGCUGUGUCCAGCCAAGAGAAUAAAGAAAUCGCACCUGAUCUUAAAGUUUUUAACGAUACAGAAGGGUCAAUUCAAGUGAAUGUAGUGGAAGCCUAUGAGCAGACAACACAGAGCUCACGCACUAGUAUUGAUCAUCAAUUAUCACCAGAUGAUUUUAAACCUCUUGAAGAGAAAGAACAGGUUGAAGUAAAUAUAGUGCAGGGCCAUGACCAGCUGAAGGUUGCUCCAGAUCGGCAAAAUGUUACUCUGCAUGCAGAAAGGCUUUCUGGACAUGAAACUGAGGGGGAAGCAGAGGAUGGAGCAAGUAUCGAAUAUGUUGAAGCUGAAAAUGCAACUGGUAAAACCGUGGAUGAAUCUAAGAGCAAUGACCAGCAGCAGGAUAGCAGUGAGAAUUUGGAAUUAUCAAAAUAUCAAGAUCUGGGGAAAGCAGUCUUGGAAUCCAAUGAAAAACAGGGGGAAAAACCUGAUGAAAAUACUAUGGACAAGACGGCGGCUGACAAUAAGAGCAAUGAUAGUGGUAAACUAGAAUCUGUCAGUGAGAUUGACAGAACAUGA